This is a messenger RNA of Zea mays, 2480 nucleotides long. Its product is annotated as serine/arginine repetitive matrix protein 1. The record is from RefSeq and is a predicted model, not a curated record. Gene Ontology annotation, biological process: regulation of transcription by RNA polymerase II. The transcript is spliced from 6 exons. Gene Ontology annotation, molecular function: histone H3K9 demethylase activity; transcription coregulator activity; chromatin DNA binding. NCBI's taxonomy places the organism in Eukaryota, Viridiplantae, Streptophyta, Magnoliopsida, Poales, Poaceae. Gene Ontology annotation, cellular component: chromatin; histone deacetylase complex. The coding region runs from base 210 to 2132 and encodes 640 amino acids.
AACUGCCCCCUGUUCCUGUUAAAGCUUUUGCAUCCGACGAUGUGCCUCUGACUAGUCAGAGAGCGGGCCCCAUGCACGCAGCCCUCUUUACCCCCAUCCGCAGCCCGCGCUUGUGUCCUUCUCCGCGAGCCAGUACACGCACCACUUCCCCCCUUCGAUCUAGCCAUCCCAACUCCGCCGACUCGCUGGAACCCUAGCCAGCCGCCGCCAUGCCGCCGCGCCGCGGUAGAAGGAAGGGGAAGGGCAGGGCAAAGCCAAGAGCGAAGGCCACCGAGCCCGAGCCUGAGCUAGAGGAAGCCGCCGAUUCCGAGAUCGAGGCGGGGGACGCGAAGGCGGAGGAGUCCGGCGAAGCGAAAGAAGAUGAAUCGGCAAGCGACGCCGAGUCCAUGGAUGCAGAUGCCAACGAGGAAGCCGUCGAGAACGGAGCGGAUGAGAUGGAUGCGGAGCCUGAAGCCAAAGCCGAGCCGGAAGCGGUAGCCACCGAGGCGGAAGCGAAACCUGACGUCUCGGAUGCCGAGGAUGAAGAAGCCGGUGAAACGUGCUCCGACCGCGAAGCAGAUGCCAAGGAUGUUGAUUCGAAGGCCAAAGCGGAGGAGUCCGACGGCGAGGAUGAGGAGGGAGCCACCGCCGAGACCGACGGCGAGGAUGAGGAGGGAGCCACCGCCGAGACCGACGGCGAGAGUGAAGAGGAAGCCGCUGAGACGGGCGGCGAGAACGAAGAAGAUGGUGGGGACUCCGACACCGAAGGUGAUGCUGAGGAAUCCCCUCCACCCCCUCCUUCCCGCAGCCGCCGCCGUAAGCGAGCGGCCACUCCCGAUGAUGAAGCAGAGGAGACCCCUACACCGUCGCGUCGCCGGCGCCGUCGGAAGUCGAGGCAGCGUGGUGACUCUCCGCCGCCACUUCCGGACCACCUCCGUUGCCGUCGUAGCGACGGGAAGAAGUGGCGCUGCUCGGGCCGUGCACUCCCAACUGUUAGCUUCUGCGAAUACCACUACGCGAGGGCCAACAAGGGCAAGAAGCUACCAGCGGAUGGAGAGCUCCUUGCUGUCGCUCUUCAGAGGCAGAAGAACAAGAGGAAGGGCAGGAGGAGAAUCAAUCCGUCGACGUCCCCUCAGGCAGCCACGAGUGACCGCCAGACCAGGGAUCUCCCAAACGGACUGAUGACGAUCUUGCCAGGUAGCAGUGGACCUGCAGCACUGUCAACUCCUGUUACUACAAAAGUUGGUGUAGAAAUUUCUGCACCGAUGCAGCGGUGCUAUCGAUCCAAGAAUGCUGAGCCAUUGCCUGUUGGUCCUGUGAAGGUUGUUCCUCGUGCUAUGAGUAUGACGAAAGCAGCACCAAGAAUGUGUCACUGCUGCGGGGUAAAGAAGGCAGCGCGUGUUGCCAAUUGCAAGAACUGUGAUACGAAUUUCUGUAACAGCUGCAUUAAUAAAUGGUAUUCUAAGUUGUCCAGGAAGGAUAUAAAGGCUCGUUGUCCAGCUUGCCGUGGUCUCUGCAAUUGUAAACUGUGCAGCCUUGGUCAUACCAAGGGUGCUACUCAUAAGGAACCGCCAAGUGGUGAAAGGAAGAUACUCAGCAUAAAAAUUUCCAACCAUCAAUUUUACAAGCUUUUACCUGUAAAACUUGACCGGGAGCAACUUGACGAGUUGGAAUUAGAAGCUAAAAUACAAGGAACAAAAACAUCUAAUGUCCGUGUCCAGGUUGCUGAAAAUGGUCAGAGUGAGUCACUCUACUGUAAUAACUGUAAGCUCUCUGUGAGUCAAUUCUUGAGAUGCUGCCCAACAUGCCCGUUUAAGCUGUGCCUAAGUUGCUGUCAGAAGAUACGUCAAGGAAACAUGUCGAACAGCAACCCUGAAGAUAAGUUCAAGAACCGGUUGCUUCAACAAGAGUCUGUCCAUGAGGAUGGCAGCAUUACUUGCCCUUCGAUUGAGCUGGGUGGCUGCGGUGACGCCAUGCUGAACCUGAUAUAUGCAUCUCCAUCGAGCCAGUCUGAAGAGCUCAGUUCAGAAUGUGAGCUGGAUGCUGCAGGCAAUCAUUCUGGAGUGAAGGAUGCUGAAGUUCACGGAUCACCUGUACCUGAGAGUAAUGGAAGAUUAGCAGCAGCUUCCCAGGCAGAAACAAUGUCCACAUAGUCUCAGAAGAUGCAAUUCUUGUUGGCUCAUCUUUCAGGUGGGAGCGCAAGCGUUUAUAUUACAUUGAAGCCUGAAGAUAGUGUAUGAUAUGGUCAAAAAUCGGUAGAGGGUAGGUUGCCUGAUUAGGUUGCUUGAUUUAGGAGGUUGCCAGCCUAUAUGGCCAUUGAUUUUAGGCCUGUGACCUGGGGAUAAUCCCAAUUGUUGUAUUGUUCAUCUUUGACCAGGGAGCGAACAUCGUUGUACAUAUGGUUAUGGCUUUAUUUUUGUCAUUACCGAGGGGCGAGAGCUGAUGAAUGGUUGUACUGUCGUUCGUUCAAGGGAUUACCUGGCUAUUUUGUGGUACCGUCA